AUGAGAAUAGCCGUCCCGCCAACAGGUCCGCUCGUGUUGAGAUCACAGGUCAGCCUCCCAUCCUUGCACAGAUCUCCCUUCAUUUCCCUCCAUUUUGUUCCUCUUGCUGCAGACGGCUGGUGCUUGCCGUUACCCUGGUGGGAUGUCCGAGGAGCUCCGCAGCCACACCAUAUGGGACCAGGAGUGGGAGCCUGCACUGGAAGAGCCAAGCUCUCGCCGCCUGAGGGAGCUGCUCGGGGCCCAGGGCUGCUCCAAGGUCCAGAUGUACAGCGAUGGUGGCAGCUAUCCUGCCACCAUGGAUCUUGCGGCCGGAGCCGCCUGCCGCACCAUCACAUCGGCUGACGAUGUCACUCGUCUGUGUCAAGAAGGGGCCGACGCGGAUGCGGCCCUUGAGGUGCACCUGGCGUCCCGUCGAGUGCCGCCUGUUGGGUUGCUGUCCUUGGUCAUCAUCGACGCCAUCAUCAUCCGCAACACCGACACGCGUCUGACCCUCCCUCUGUGGCCAUCUCGCGAGCUGCAGCAGGCGGUCCUCGAAGCACUCAUCGAUGCCGGGGCCGAUGCCAACCGUCGGCCGGGUGAAGGUUUUCGGCCUCUGCCGGCGGCCCGCUCGCGUGCCAACGCCACGGCCGUCGAUGCACUGCUCAGGGCUGGUGCGGUCACCCAAGGGAUGUACCUGGCUUUCCUCCCAAACCAGCCAUACCUUCCGUCCCCUCCAUGCCCCCAGUACGAGGCCGACCUGCUGAAGGCGUACCGUCGUCUGCUUCAACAUGAUCCCACACUUGCAAGUGAAGAGUUCCGCGACGGCGAGCACACGCUGACCCCCAUCCACACGUCCGGGAUGGCGGAGGGCUUGAUGUCGGCGGAGUUCCUGCGCUCCUUCCUCACCCUGCUGGCCGAGCACGGCGUUUCCAUCACGGCCAGGAAUGGUGAUAGCUAUACGCCCCUCGGCAGCGCCGUGCUCGCGGGUGCGCCGUGUGUGGUGGAGUGGCUGUGCCAGCGUCUCGGGAGGGAGGAGACCAACAAGAGGCAGCACACAGACGCAGAGGGCAUCUCGCUGCUGGAGUAUGCUGGGCAUUUCCUGUCCUGCCAUCUGAGAGACAAGGCGGCACAGGAGACGGUCGACAGGGCCAGGCAGGUGAUCCGCACACUCCUGCGGCACGGUGCGGACAUCCAGCUGAUGGGGACCACCACACCACACCGGCGCUUCGUCCGCAAACUCGUGCAGGACAUCGGCAAGGAGAUGAACCAGCCGAGCGCCCCACCACAGCAGCAGCAGAAGCAGCAGCAGCAGCAGCAGCAGGAGAGUGGUGCCGCCAAGGCCGCCAAGAUCGCCGCGAAGCUCAUCAGGGAGGAGGCUAGGGAGAAGGUCAAGAAAGCCAAGAGAGGCGGCAAGAAGGGCGGCAAGGGCGGCGGACACCCGCAGCAGCACGAGCAGCAGCAGCACGGGCAGCAGCAGCAGUCAGUGUCAAUGGAGUGUGAGGUGGUUGAUGACGAGGGACCAAGCAGGUGGGCUGACCCAUACACCCACGAGUGGCCGUCAGAUGGGCAGGGAGGACUUGUGUUCUGUCGGUCUGUCUGUCUGUCUGUCUUCAGUGUGGCUACUGGUGAGGUCGAAACCGACGCAGACGAGCAGCCGCCCUCCACCUCAUCUGCCGACCCACAAUCGUAACCACACACAGCCACAGUGAAGACGGCCUCAUUGCCUCACUGACACGCUCUCUCCCUCUCCCUUGUGUGUCUGUGCAGUGCUGCCCCUUCACCGUCGUGUGAUGUUUCAUCUGCCGUCCCUGCCCCCGCCACUUCGCCUGUCGAUCGUGAGGACAGCGAUGGAGAGUUCGUGCCCGUCGUCAGGGGUCGUAAGAAACCAAACAAGAAGGCACGCCCACACCUACAGUCCGACCAACAAGAGCCGGCCCCACACGCCAGCAUGCACCUGUGACCCAAACACAGCCGCUCAAGUAAGCCGAAUACCAUAGUCACUCGAAUGGCUGCCCACUCCAUGUGUGCGUACGUGUGUGUGUGGUGUAGUACUGGUGGUGGGCCUUUCUCAUCUUGUGCUGUACGGCGGCCUCCUGCCGGCCGUGGGCUGGGCGCUCACAUACCCACCCAAACACGCGCACACCGGUACGCACACACUCAAAGAGAGAUAUAUGUGCAUCAUCUGUAUGUCAUGUGUGCAUCGUGUUUGUGUGUCAGCGGCCCCCCGCCUCUCGUCCCGAUGGCUGCUGUGCGGCCGUCGAUCAGCGCCUCGGCAUUGCCCCCCCGACCACAGCACCCCCCUCCCCGCGGGCUUGUGCGCCCACUCGCCGCAUCUGUGCGUCAGGGUGCCGAUCGACCAGCAGCAUCGCCCAGCUGCAAUGACACCAACACAGCAUUGGCACACCGGACGCCCGUACCGGCCGGCAGCAGCUCACACGCAGCGGAUGGACAGAGAGGGCGCUGUGGCGGGGCACAGGGCGGAUUUGGGACGACCACUGAUGGUGCUGCCGAGCAUCUGGUGGGUCAACUGAGCCAACAGGAUCAGGAGAACGACGCGUUGAUACGGCAGCUGCAAGAGGCCCAAUGGAAGUGAGCGAAUCGACAUGGAACGACAUCCAUCCAUCCAUCCGUCCUUCCAUCCAUCCAUCCGUCCAUCCAUCCAUCCGUCCAUGCAUCCAUCCAUCCAUAUGUCUCCCUCCCCGUGUGUGACACUACCCCUCAGGCUUGCCCAGGCCACCUCAGCAUCUUCCAGCAGUGUGGAUGAGGUUCUCCUGUGCGACGUCUGCAUGGACAACUACAAGUCCAUCCUGCUCAUCCCAUGUGUAAGCACACACAAACACUCUCUUUGUAUGGGCGUUAUCGUCUCAUGUUUCUUUGUUGCCCAUGCACGUGUGGAUGCAGCGCCACAUCUGUCUGUGUGGUGGGUGUGCUGGCGUGUUGAUGAGCGGUCCCCCGGCCGACCGAUCCUGCCCGAGGUGCCGACAGCAUAUCACAGACACGCAGCAGGUGUACUUGUGAGAGAAGCGAAGCGGAUGGCGGGGAGGGAGAGAGGGAGCCGGAGAAGGGAAGUGUUUUGGUGGUUGUAGCGUAUCUCAUGUGUCAGGAGCACUCUCGUGUGAGUAGAUGUCUUGUUCCCUCAUUGCCAAUUCACUCUCAUGUGCCUGUUUACCGUCUGUAUGGGGGCGUGACUCAGCUGUAUCUAGCUAGCUGUUUAUCGAUCUGUGUACUCUGUGUGUAUUUGUACGUAUGCAUCGCAUCGCGCGACGAAAACUGGUAUGUGCUAGCGUGUCUUGGUUGUCGACUUAGCCUGCUCUUAUGCGACGUGGUGCAGUAGGUAGAGAUCGAUCAUAGGUCCUUGGAUUUUGCAACACAUGCCUUGCCACAAAUGUCAUGAUGUGCACUGAGUGCAUCGCUCUACUCGACCCCGUGCUGUCUGCCCUUGCCCCUCACUUCCUCUAGCAGUCGAUCGGCGUCGCUGCUGCUUUCACAAAACCAACCUUCCCGUUCACCUACCCACGCACAUGCUACCCUCACCCUGCGUGUUCAGAUAUUUGUGUCUCGCUCACUCAUCACAUACAAACGACUAAAGAUAGACUGUAGGCAGCUGUAUUCUGCCUGCCAUGUUUGUCUGCAUGACGUCAGCUCACCCAUCAAGUCAGUCGUUCGGCACAUGCACUCGGACUGAGACACAAGGCAGGAAGGAAGCUCAGACUCAACCACUCCACCCACCGGCCAGAAAAGGCACGACCCACCCACAGGCACACCAAGCAAGGGAAUGGGAUGAGAGAGAACAGCUGUGGGUCUCAUACUUGCAUUCUUCGUCUUGUGAAUGCAUGGCUGAACGCUGUCAGUGUCUCUGCUGGGUGGGGGAUCUCUCUCGUGUGCUGCCAUGAAGAACGGAAGACGAUCGAUCGAUGAAUUGAUUCAUCAUCAACAAUGG
Molecule: messenger RNA, 3919 nt
Organism: Vitrella brassicaformis
Lineage: Eukaryota; Vitrellaceae
Source: the annotation of a GenBank genome assembly